Messenger RNA from Cucumis sativus (cucumber), 1711 nucleotides. RefSeq lists its product as uncharacterized. The transcript has 4 exons. Bases 280 to 1488 code for a protein of 402 amino acids. The record is from RefSeq and is a predicted model, not a curated record. Lineage: Eukaryota; Viridiplantae; Streptophyta; Magnoliopsida; Cucurbitales; Cucurbitaceae.
GUCCAUGUUUGCUGGAAUUUUAGCAUUGAAAAAUGCCCCAAAAAAAUUCAACUUUUUAAUUUUCUUUUUGGUGUUUCACCUAAUAAGUCAAUCUUUCAACGUCGUCCAAGAAAACCCAUUAAUGGCAGCGUUAGAAUAUAGUGGCCACUCCAACUUUACCUUUGCAUAUGAAAAAUCUCUUCCAUUGAGAGAAAGAGAGAGAGAGGGAGAGAGCAAAUCCUUCAAUCAAAACCAAGCUCGAUUUCAAGGUAAUUAGAUUUUAGCAAAGUAACAAAGGGGAUGGCUGAAAGGAGAAAAGUUCGUCCAGAUUGUAUUUAUGCUUCAAAUCCAUUUCAUGAAUGCACUGACUAUUGCAUUAAAAAAACAGCUGAAAGCAAGGCAGGAAAGGAUAAAAAAUCUAAAGGAUCUUUUAGGCUUGAUAUUUCCAAAUCUUUUGGAAGGAAGAAGGGAUCCCGACCAAAGCCUCCAAAAGACGUUGACGGUGGACGGUACUCAAGCACAGUUCCUAGUGAACCGCUAUCACUCAACUCACGUAUCUCUCCUAAGAAGAAGGUAGAAUCUAUAAAUGGUGGUCACAUAUCCCCUGCCAAAAGAUUUUAUUCAGAAGAAAUUCAUCCUGAAGAUCCUAGUCUUAAUGUUGAGCAACAUGAUACGCCUCGAAUUCCUUCAUACGAUAGUCUCAUGAUGCCUGAGUAUUCAGUGGAUUCACCAAAGAAGGGUUCCAUUCGGAUGCUUGAACAGAUGUCAAAUAAUAAGAAUGGGGGUGGGAAUCAUGAAACUUUUUUUGAUAAUCGUACACCCAACGGCAACAACGGUAAAGAAAGAUUUCGAAAGCAAUCUAGUGAAUCUAGCUUUAGCUUGUCUGGCUUUGAGCAAACUCUAGUAGACAGUGACGAGGAGGAGAUUGAGUCUGUAAAUUCUGAGCAGUGUGUUCCUGUGGGAAAGUACCAUGUAAAAUCCAGCUUUUCUUCCAUUCUGACAUCGAUCUUCGAAAAGUACGGGGAUAUUGCAGCUACCUGUAAAUUGGAAUCAGUUUCCAUGCGCUCAUACUAUCUAGAGUGCGUGUGCUAUGUGAUUCAAGAAUUGCAAUCUACUGAGUUUCACCAACUAACCAAGUCCAAAGUUAGAGAACUCUUGGCAAUUUUCAAAGAUGUCGAGUCCUCAGAAAUCAAUAUUACAUGGUUAAAGAGUCGCAUUAAUGAAAUUGCACAAGCUGUAGAGCUGAGAAGUCAGCAUCGAGCCAUUGAUGCUGCAAAGACAGACUGUGAGCAGAAUUUGGAAUCAAUAAAGAAAGAACUAGAUUCCCAAAUGGCUGAUUUGGCAUUGAAAGAAAAAGAGCUUUCUGAUGCAAAGACAAAAGUAGCAGAAACAGAAGCUCGGUUAAGUGAAUUAGAGCUGAAAUCAUCUCAGCUGAAAGAAAUGAUCUCAUCCAUCGACUCCAAGGUAGAAAAUUUUAGAUGCAAAUCAUUCUCUGAUGAUCUGUUAUGAUAUGGGAAAGGAAGUAUUACCAUUAGAUUAAUAACAUCACUUAUAGAUCAUUAUCAUUUGUCAUUUUAGCUAUAUAGGUGUUGUUAACACAUGUUAUGGAUAAUGUUAAAGCUGUAUCAUCUUAGUGUAUUGCAUAAUGAAGCAUAUCAUGUAGUUAAAGAUUUCUCCUGUAUCCAUAUUUUAGAAAAAGAUUAAGCUUAUGGGUUCUGUUUGUUUAGGUCCA